AUGAAACUGCCAAUUUCUCAGGAACUUAUUGAAGAGCUGCAAAUUUACUUUAUGUCGUUUGGCAGAGUAGGAUAUGGAGAGAGUGAUCCACAUCCAAAGCGUCCAGUUCAAUAUCAUCUACACUUAGAAGGAUAUCUGCUCGAAGAGACCGAAAGACAAUGGGAGGAGGUGGAUCCUUUUCAGCUGGUGGUCCUGGAAAAGGGAUGUACUCUCAUCUCUAGUUCUGAUUUUGUAUCCAAAGUUGUUGAUAUAGCUGUGAAAGAACUCAUUGCAGUUGCCAGCAACAGAGAAGGGACUACAAAAGGCGUUGGUGUUAGUGAUGAAAGACAAGGUUCAGAUUCAAAAAGUGUUGUAGAGCUAACAAAUGGUUCUUCAGGUAAAGUUGAUGGAAGAAAGGAAUAUGAAGUCACUUGA
This is a messenger RNA of Lactuca saligna, 414 nucleotides long. Lineage: Eukaryota; Viridiplantae; Streptophyta; Magnoliopsida; Asterales; Asteraceae. The record is from the annotation of a GenBank genome assembly.